Messenger RNA from Paramormyrops kingsleyae, 1014 nucleotides. RefSeq names its product ZP domain-containing protein-like. Lineage: Eukaryota; Metazoa; Chordata; Actinopteri; Osteoglossiformes; Mormyridae. The record is from RefSeq and is a predicted model, not a curated record.
AUGCUCUGCAUCAUCCUGCAGCUGGUGCUGGUGUCCAGCACCUCAGCGGCCCACUACUAUGGGGGGGUCAUGACCUUUACCCCCAAAGGACGCAACCCCGAUGGAUCUCUGAGGAGGGCGAGUAUGGGUGAGGCUUAUGUGAUUUGCAAUGAAGCAAUGAUGACUGUUGAGGUAGAGAAGUCCUCCCUCCCAGGAAUUCAUGAGGACCAUUUGCAUCUGAAGGAUCCAUCCUGCACUUUGACCUCCAAUGGCACGCAUCUGAUUAGCACAGUAUCACUCAACACCUGUGGCACAGAGAUGGAGGAGGACAAUGAAAACAUGAUUUUCAAAAAUGAAAUAGUAUCCUUUGAGAAUGGUCUUGGUGUCAUAACAAGGAAAAACGAAGUGAGGAUUGGCUUCUCGUGCGUCUACCUGCAUAGCAACGUUUCUUUUGAAUUCAGAGCCCACAAGCUUCCCUAUGUGUUCACGGAGAAGGGCUUUGGCACAUUCACCUAUCAGUUUGAGUUCUUCCGGAGCAGUCUCUUCAGCAGUAUAGUGGAUCCCAAAACCUACCCAGUGGAGGUGAACCUGGACCAGAUGAUCUACAUGGAAAUAUUAGCAACCACUACCCUCCCCAACACUCAACUUUUUGUGGAGACUUGCAAAGCCACUCCAUAUGACGACCCCAACUACCCUACUUUCUACAGCAUCAUUGAGAAUGGGUGUGCUGUUGAUGACACAGUUGCGGUGUAUCAAAGCAGGCAGACGGAAUAUAGAUUUGGAAUGAAAGCUUUCAAAUUCGUUGGGCUUCAUGAUGAGGUCUUCAUCAGUUGCUCUGUCAUGCUGUGCCGUGCUGGAUAUCCUGCCACAAGGUGUUUUCGAGGGUGUGUUAAUGGUACAAACGCCUCUAUUAGUCACCACCACCGCAAGAGAGCUGCAAUCGCAGAGACCUCAAGGCAGCACAUUUCCCAGGGGCCUUUGCGCCUCAAGAGAAACUCGUUUGCUACAGGUAUGAAUAGUGUAAUGCAAAAUAUC